Molecule: messenger RNA, 2244 nt
Organism: Giardia duodenalis
Lineage: Eukaryota; Fornicata; Diplomonadida; Hexamitidae
Exons: 1
Coding region: 1-2244 (747 amino acids)
Source: RefSeq, a predicted model, not a curated record
AUGCGCAACGACCAGCAGGUCUCCUUCCGGAUCUUCUUCACGGCGAACUACAACGCGUUCAAGGCCCGGGACUACCUAGUUGUCAAGUAUGCCCAGCCGGACCAGGACGGUCUUCCGUUGACCGAUGCGAACGGCUAUGUGAAGUACUUUAAACCGGAUACGGAUCCGAAGAUUCCUGCCAACGGACUGGUGUUCGGCACGCUCCGGUAUAACCCCGCCAACGACUCAUAUGACAUCGACUGGACGCAAAGCACGGUUUCAGACGAUCCGCAGCCGUCUGACAUGCUGAUACCUGAGCCCGUCGAGAUUAGGGUGAAGAAGGCCAAGCAGAGCCGCAUCCUAAAGUCCAUCACUCCCACUGAAAAGGCGCUCUCCUCAGCCACGCUCGACUCGCGCAGCAAAACGCCCAUCACAGACGAGUCUUCCAAGACAGACGAUCAGCGCGAGGCUGAGGUCGUCGUCAUGAACGUGGCCAUCCCUGCACCCGAGUCUUAUGCCCAAGUCCGCAAGGUUCACUAUGAAGAAUCGGUGCAGACUUACGCUUCCAGAAUGGCCGACGUGCCCGACACUCCUCUUGGCACCAUUGUAUCAUGCAAUGCGCAGCUGACACCCAAUGUUGAUACGCCGCCCGAGAAGCAGAAACCAAAGGAGAAGAGGUAUAAGCUAACGCCCCGGGGCAGGGUGGUUGCUGUGCGAAGCGAUCGUCUCAACGAGCCGGCUCCGCUGUGGGUGCCAGACGGGAUCAGAACGUUGCCACUCACAUAUGAGGGAGAUGACACGGCCGAUAAUCUCUUUCUUACGCCCACAAGGGUGGUUGAUGGACAGAGGUUCACUUACUGGAACCCGUCUAUGAAGUUCUACUUAAGGAAGUAUAAUGAAGACAAUGCCAUGGGCAGCGACACUUCCUUCCCUCCGUCUCAAUCAUCGCAGGAUCCGUCGUCGUCGACAACAGAUGACCUUUCUAGUGAAAUAAUACUAGUGGCCGAUCCUACUGGGGGAGCGAUUCCGUAUUUCGAAAACGAUGAGCAAAGAAACAAGUUUAUCAAAGAUCUAAGAAAGACACCAGGCGCCUAUGCUAAGAUACAACGUGGUUUGAGUAAGAAAACAUAUGGAUCUCUUGUCCAGGCUGACUAUGACAACAGGGAGCAUAUCAGGGAGAUGUUAGAGGAGUCGUCGAUCGAGCGGGACAUCCUCAUUGACGGAAGCGUGAUACAUCUGGCAGAUGAGCCCGAUACGCCGGAUUCGACGACGCAAGACAGUAGCGAAAAUAUCGACAGCGAUAGCAGCGUCAAUGUCAACGGCGAUAGUAACAUAUCCGAGCCGCGCGGUCUGACUUCACAGUUACGUGUCGUUCACACGGCAAGCGACGUGGAAGAGAUAACGGUCGACGAUGAAGGCGGGAUGGACGAGGAUCUGGAUGAUGAUGAGACGGUAAUCGAAGAUAUAAUUGAGGAGGAAGAUGGAGAGGGUGAAGGAGUAGAAGAGAAUGGAGAUGACGACAACAAUUUCGAUGAUAUAGGCGGAAUUACUGAACCGCCUGCUCAAGAGGAUCCAGAUACUCCUAACGAUUUAGUGCCGCCUAAUAACCAAGAUCCCGUUCUCGACCCUGAACCAGUCAUACCCAUGCGUGCCCACCUGCGACCGUUCAAGAGCCACUUCGAGCCGGGCUAUGACACAGCAACCGGCGACUUCGUCUGGAAGGUCCGCCUUGGCUUCGAUGGGGCGUUCGACUCGUUCGAGGACUAUGUGCGUGUCUUUACCGAUGCGAUCUGCAAGCGCGUCCAAGAGGAAGCCUACAUGGCCAGUCAGGGUCGCAUGGUCGUCGAUCCGAAGGAGAUAAUCGAUGGCCUUGCUAUGCUGGCUCAGAAGCGGCUCUACUUUCGCUCGAAUCCGGGCUACGUCUAUUGCUACUGGGACCAUUGCUCGCCCCGCCUGCGCCGUCUUUUCCAACCGCCGCAUUACUUCCGAGACCACUAUAGCCGCCACCUCUACUGGUACCUCAUCUGCGGGACCGCAAACUGCACGGAGCUCAAGGACAACACGUUCCGCAUCCUCAUCGGCCGCCAUGCAUUCGUAGGACGCGCGGAAGAGAUAACGAUCGCCUCCCACGUCCCGAUCACGAUCCCCGGGAACUCCUUCUUCAACCCGAUGAAGAUCGAGAUCAGGGACGAGAAUGACGAGCUGUACGAGCUUGAAACGCCGUACAUCGUCGAGUGGACGUUCACGCCCCUGCGGGCGGCCUAG